Molecule: messenger RNA, 1239 nt
Organism: Lactuca sativa (garden lettuce)
Lineage: Eukaryota; Viridiplantae; Streptophyta; Magnoliopsida; Asterales; Asteraceae
Source: the annotation of a RefSeq genome assembly
ACGCUUUUUCUUUUUUUGGUAUACCUACUUGAGCCGGAUGAAAGGAAACUUUCACGUCCGAUUUUGCGGGGGGGGAGAUCCUAUCCCAAUUUUUAUUUUGCUAGGCCCAUAGAUAAAAAACCUACUUUUUUACGAUUACGGGGUUUAUUAGAAUAUGAAAUUCAACCCUGGAAAUACAGGAUCCCCAUUUUUUUUACUACCCGGAGCUUCGAUACAUUUCGAAAUCGAGAGAUGUCUACCGGGGGAGGUUCUAUCAGACAACAAUUAGCCAAUCUAGAUUUACGAAUUAUUAUAGACUAUUCAUUGGUAGAAUGGAAAGAAUUGGAGGAAGAGGAACCCACAGGGAACGAAUGGGAAGAUCGAAAAGUUGGAAGAAGAAAAGAUUUUUUGCUUAGACGCAUGGAAUUGGCUAAGCAUUUUAUUCGAACAAAUAUAGAACCAAAAUGGAUGGUUUUGCGUCUAUUACCAGUUCUUCCUCCUGAGUUGAGACCAAUCUAUCAUAUAGAUGAGGAUAAACUAGUGACCUCGGAUAUUAAUGAAAUCUAUAGAAGAAUUAUCUAUCGGAAUAAUACUCUUACAGAUCUAUUAACAACAAGUAUAGCUACGCCAGAAGAAUUAAUAAUAUCUCAGGAAAAAUUGCUACAAGAAGCCGUGGAUGCACUUCUUGAUAAUGGAAUCUGCGGACAACCAAUGAGGGAUGAUCAUAAUAGAGUUUACAAGUCGCUUUCAGAUGUAAUUGAAGGCAAAGAAGGAAGAGUUCGCGAGACUCUGCUUGGUAAACGGGUCGAUUAUUCAGGGCGGUCCGUGAUUGUCGUGGGCCCUUCACUUUCAUUACAUCGAUGUGGAUUGCCUCGCGAAAUAGCAAUAGAACUUUUCCAGGCAUUUGUAAUUCGUGACCUAAUUAGAAAACAUCUUGCUUCGAACAUAGGAGUUGCUAAGAGUCAAAUUCGGAAAAAAAAACCGAUUGUAUGGGAAAUACUUCAGGAAAUUCUGGAUGACCAUCCUGUAUUGCUGAAUAGAGCGCCUACUCUGCAUAGAUUAGGCAUACAGGCAUUCCUCCCCGUUUUAGUGGAAGGGCGCGCUAUUUGUUUACAUCCAUUAGUUUGUAAGGGCUUCAAUGCAGACUUUGACGGGGAUCAAAUGGCUGUUCAUGUGCCUUUAUCUUUGGAGGCUCAAGCAGAGGCGCGUUUACUUAUGUUUUCUCAUAUGAAUCUUUUGUCUCUUCUCCUCCCGCGAUAA